AUGGCUCUAUCUCUAUUCUCCUUGAGAUUGGAAAUGGAAGAGAAUUCCCUUAGGGGCACUUUGGUGAUGUACGACAGCACUAGCUGUUCGUACGCAGGUGCGCUCGAUCUAAAAGGACCGACUGCUGGCGGCGUCUCGGCGGGCGGCGGGGGUGGCAUCGCCGGCGGCGGCUCCGCGUCUACGGGCGGAGGCGGCGUGGGCGGUGGAAUCGUUGCCGCGGGCGGUGGCAUCAAGCAGGAGAACUGGAGCUACCGAGGUCUCACCUGCGGCAGCACCUUCCAGCAGCUCAAGCAGAGCGUCGAGAAGGCCAAGCAGGCCUUGGCCGACCGGGGCGGAUACUUGGCCGGCGCAUUCUCCCCCCCGCCACGCGCCAAUCCAUCCGCCAUCUCGCCCACGGCCUCCAUCACCGAUGCCAGUAGUUCGUACAAGGGUGGAUGGAGCCACGCUACGUCGCCUGCCCCUGGACAGGGGUACGGCAGCAGCCUAUCGAAAUCAGCACUGGAUUCACACUCGCAUCUUAGGCAACCUGAUCCGUAUCAGAUGUUCGGGGCGACGAGCAGCCGACUGGCGAGCUCGGGCUCCGGACAAAUUCAGCUCUGGCAGUUCCUGCUGGAACUGCUCUCGGACUCGAGCAAUGCCGCCUGCAUCACGUGGGAGGGCACGAACGGCGAGUUCAAGCUGACCGACCCGGACGAGGUGGCAAGGCGAUGGGGCGAGAGGAAGUCCAAACCCAACAUGAACUACGACAAACUAUCAAGAGCGUUGAGGUACUACUACGACAAGAACAUCAUGACAAAGGUCCACGGCAAGAGGUACGCAUACAAAUUCGACUUCCAGGGCCUAGCGGCGGCGACGCAACCCGCGGCCGCCGAUCCAGCAGCUUAUAAGUACCAGAGUGAGCUCUUCAUGUCCGGAUACGGGCACGCGAAGCUGAACCUCAUGCCGCCCCCGGCAGCCUCGGUCUCGGUCUCCGUGCCCGGGGGCCUUUUCCAGUCGGCCUCGAGCUACUGGUCGACGAGCCCCGGCGCCAACCUUUACGCCGGUCACCACACGGCCUCCGGCCACGUGCCGCCCCAUCUCGGCAGUUACCCCCACUAUGCAUGACCCGGUGCCGAGCACUGGGGCGCCCUCGGUACUCCCCGCUGAGCUACCGCGAGGUUCGCCCGGGAGACUCGUCGCCUCGGACGUGCGCCAGCCCCGACUCCUGCCCGUCGCGACGCGACCCCCGCUCACGGC
Molecule: messenger RNA, 1236 nt
Organism: Ceratosolen solmsi marchali
Lineage: Eukaryota; Metazoa; Arthropoda; Insecta; Hymenoptera; Agaonidae
Gene: Ets65A
Product: DNA-binding protein D-ETS-3
Exons: 6
Coding region: 1-1104 (367 amino acids)
Biological process (GO): cell differentiation; regulation of transcription by RNA polymerase II
Cellular component (GO): nucleus
Molecular function (GO): DNA-binding transcription factor activity, RNA polymerase II-specific; sequence-specific DNA binding
Source: RefSeq, a predicted model, not a curated record